CACAAACCCAUCUUCUGUUAAAGAACCGAGGCGACAAAAUAUAUUAUUGCCAGAAAAAAGGAAGAAUUGUAUUGCAAAGACGGUCUUCAAAAUUGGACAAUGAUGUUCAAAACUAUAGUAACGUUAUGCUGUCUGGGUUUAGGAAUCUCGCUGCCGUUGAAUGAAAAACUUCUCAAUAUUGAUGAUUAUCUUAUUCGGUUUGGAUAUUUCACUCCAUCCAAAUCGCCAUCAGGUGGCGUGGACGUCUCUAGCAGUGAUGCAGACAGACGACAGGCUAUCUGGGAUUUUCAGAAAUUUAGUGGACUGGAAGCUACCGGAGAAGUGGACGAGGCAACAAUUCUCAAAAUGAGACAGCCUCGUUGUGGAGUAGCAGACAAACAAACUUCAUCUCUAGACGGUCCGCAGAAUUAUUUGACAAUUGGAAAGAAAUGGCCAAAUAAAAUCAUUUCAUGGAAAGCAAAGACAUAUACAGAGAAAUUGCCGGUGUCCGAACAAAGGUCUGCUUUUAAGAAGGCGCUUCAAUACUGGUCAAAAGUUACUCCACUAAAAUUUGAAGAGACUGCAGAGGAAGCUGAUAUAAAAAUUUCGUUCGGUAGAGGAGAACAUGGGGAUGGAAUUUACAAUGCUUUCGACGGCAAAGGCGGUGUAUUGGCUCACGCCUACUACCCUACCAGCGGUGAAACCCACUUCGAUGACGACGAAUUAUGGACCUACCAGAAAGACGGGACAGAGUUGCAAACCGUUGCUGCCCACGAAUUUGGCCACUCUCUCGGCCUUGGUCAUUCAAGAGAACCAGGAGCACUGAUGGCCCCGUUUUACAAAGGGUUUGACCCAGAGAUGACUCUGCACCAAGAUGACAUUAACGGCAUCCAGUCGCUCUACGGCAAACGAGAAGCAACCACAAGGACCAGCACUUCAACUGAAGCACCUACUACAACAAUACAAACCGCUACCAGUGCUAGAUUUCCGUGUAACAUGAAAGUGGACGCCGUCACAAAUGGUCCCGAUGGAUAUGUAUACUUUUUCCGACGUAGCAGUGUAUACAAAAUGGGUCCAAAUGGGGUACUCCCUGGGUAUCCCCGUCCUAUUCGAAGUGUGUUUCCAGGAGCUCCAGCUAAAAAUGUAGGAUCAGCCUUCCACAUCAGAUCCAUCAAUCAAACAGUGAUUCUCAAAGGAAACAAGGGUUGGAGUUUUAAUGGUUUUGUGCUAAAGGAAAGGUUCAACAUAUCUGUAAAAACACAAGCCGCCGUCGCCGUCCGACGAUCCGGAAGUUACACACACCAGAUCUACUUAUUCCAGGGAGAAAAUUUCUACGAGUUGAAUUACAAAACUUUGGAAUUGGUUCCCGGCUUUCCGUUGUCCACUAAGACGUACUGGAGCGGAAUGCCACUAAACGUCGAAGCUGGUAUGCAGUUGGAGGACGGAAACUUAUUAUUAUUCAAAGGAAACAAGUAUUCCAUUUUUGAUACGAAAAAUCACAGAAUUCUUCCCGGAUACCCCAAAUCCAUUAGCCAAGACUGGCUGGGACAGUCCUGUUGAUCUAUAUCACAAAACCAAAGCAUUUCACAGGAUCUCAGUUUUUAAAAGAUUUUAUUACUUUGAAUGUGUUCACAAUUAAUAUAUUGAUUUAUAUAUUUUACAAUUGAUUUUUACAAAUAUUUUACUUUUAUAUUUUUACAAUAAAUAUUUACUAUAAUAUA
Messenger RNA from Ostrea edulis (European flat oyster), 1700 nucleotides. Its product is annotated as matrix metalloproteinase-24-like. Lineage: Eukaryota; Metazoa; Mollusca; Bivalvia; Ostreida; Ostreidae. Bases 100 to 1539 code for a protein of 479 amino acids. Gene Ontology annotation, molecular function: zinc ion binding; metalloendopeptidase activity. The transcript has 11 exons. Gene Ontology annotation, cellular component: extracellular matrix. Gene Ontology annotation, biological process: extracellular matrix organization; collagen catabolic process; proteolysis. The record is from RefSeq and is a predicted model, not a curated record.